Messenger RNA from Schistosoma guineensis, 2618 nucleotides. Lineage: Eukaryota; Metazoa; Platyhelminthes; Trematoda; Strigeidida; Schistosomatidae. The record is from the annotation of a GenBank genome assembly.
CUCUUUACACUUUACUUUUACUUUACCACACAUUCGUGUGCUUCCAAUCGUUUAGUUUCUAGCGCUUAUUUUAAACAAUUUAUAAGUUUUCGGGGGUUUAUUAUUCAUAAUGCUCCAUCACCUCUUAUAGUACAUUAUCUGUAAUUUUGAAUCCGUUUCUGAAAUAGUCUCAUUUCAUGAUGGCAAAUCACUUUUUCUACAGCCGACUGAUGAAAAAACGUCUUGAAAAAUAUAGAAUUUUGUCCAUCGUUGUUAUCUUUACUGUUAUACUAACAGCAUUUUGGGUGAUUGAUAUUGCCAACCUUUUGCAGAAACACACCAGGGCUUUAGAUAACAUUCAAAAAAUGAUUCUUGGCGACUCGUAUAAUAUACAGUUAAAUAAAUAUGGUCUAUAUGAUGAAGAGAGUCAGUGUGACAUUCAACUUAAAGAUUUAACGGGAUAUCCGGAAUGUUUGUCCAAGAUUGAAUGGUUACGGAUAUCUUGGCAAACUCAUUCAUGUUAUGCUGAGUUAGGAGUAGAUGGAUCAGAAUGUUCAUUUCUUCGUUAUCUUAGUGAGGUUGAAAGUUUCUGCCCAAUAAUGGAUAACCGAAAAUUUGUAAAACGACGUAGAAAAGCUCAGAUAAAUCGAGAACUUAAAGGUCUACUUGAUCUAUUACCUGAGUACAAAAACCAUUUAGUAUCAAACACGUUUAUGCGUGCGAGGCUAAAGCGCAUUUGGCCUGAUUGGCUAGAAGGAAUUCAACACUAUAUAAAUGGUGUUAAUUUUUCGUGGCCUGAUUCACUAGAUCAUUGUAAACAUUGUUCUUCUGAUGAUAUGACUUGCUUUAAUCUUUGUCAGUCUACUAAAAUAACAGGUCAACCGUUUUUAUAUGGAAGACCAAAGCUGAACAUUCUUCUUCAUUUGGAAUUUUUAUCGAAUGCUUUUGGUGAUAACAUUUUCGAAACAACGGUAUCCAGAGGUGGUCCUCUUGGUGAACUUGUUCAGUGGACUGAUCUCAUUGGUGCUCUCUAUAUUCUUGGUCAUAGAUUAACAAUUACGUACGAGGCCACUAAUGCAAAGUCGCUUCUUUCAUAUUCAGAUCAUAUACCAUGUAUGGUGAAAGGUAAUGAGUACGAUUUAGUAUACACAGAUAUAACAGGAUUUAGACAGUUAUAUAUCACAAAAAUCCGUACGCCAUUAUGCAAAUUUCGUAUAUUGGAUACAUUUGGAACAGAAGCUCCAUAUAAUCGUAAGGCAGAAAGGUGGGGUGGAUUACAUCUGAAUUUACAACAAUUUUAUACAUUUUUCCCUCAUUCACCGGACAAUACAUUUCUGGGUUUUGUUACGGAAAUAUCCCCGUUUAAAUCUAAAUCUAAUCAAUCAUUGUCUAAGCCUAUUGCUCUUAUCUACGGAAAACAGUCAUACAUGUGGAACAAUAAAACAAAUUAUUUGAGAAUUUUAUCUGAUUACUUUGAAUUACAUGGAAAUGUGAUGGAUAACGUUGAUAAGUUGCCAAAAUUUUUGCAUAUACAUCAAAUGAAAUAUGGUCAACCAUAUUUAGAGUUAAUGUCGAAAGCUCAAAUAUUGAUUGGAUUGGGAUUUCCUUACGAAGGUCCUGCGCCUUUAGAAGCAAUCGCCAAUGGUCUUAUUUUUCUUAAUCCUCGUUUUGAUCCGCCUCACGGUAGAAGCAAUCAAGCUUUUUUUUCUGAUAAGCCCACUUCGCGAGGUCUUACUAGUCAACAUCCGUAUAUUGAAAAUCAUAUCAGUGAACCUUAUUCUUAUUUAAUUGAUAUGGGUAAUGAAACACAGAUACGUCAAACUGCUAAACGUAUUCUGACAACUAUUAAAAGUGGAAGUUAUCGUCCGCACGAAUUUACUCCAUGGGGUUUUCUCGAACGUCUUAAUGCUUAUUUGACACGACAAAAUAUCUGCGCUGCACCUUUUUACAAAAAUUUGAUCCAGUCUCCAUUGCCGAUAGCAAAAGCUGAUACGCCUCCUAAAUUUAACUACCUAGAUGUCCCUAGCACUACCGUUUCAUGGCCUCCAGCAUCAAGUUUAAAGAUAGUUUUGGGAUCUCGUGGUAAAUCUUGUGCAGAUGUGUGUAUGAAUCUGGGAACUUCAGAACAUACUUUAUUACUGCCUCCCGAUAUUUCUGCUUACUCCAUUCGCAACAAAACACAACAUCCCCAAAUACAGAAUGGCUACCUCUACUAUCGUUCUAUUCACGCUACGCCUCCGCAAAACUUGUCUUAUCUUUAUACAUUUCGCUGUUCCCCAGAACAUUUUCCAAGUGUUAAUCAUCGACUAAACCUUCAACAUCUCGGUGUUUCUUGUCCUAAUAUUACUUACACAACUAGUCCAAUGGCACCAUAUUGGGACGAUGCAACAAGUUCAUGUGUUUUUCAAGCUAAUCAUGAAUGGUUUGACUGUACUGCCUCAGGGACUCUUAAUGGAUCUGAUGUAUUUUCUCGUUUUUGUCCUUGUCGUGAUGCUCUUCCUAACCAGAUUUCUUUAUGUUCUAAUUGUUUAUGAAAAGAAUAAACAUACAUUUCUCAGGUAACAUUUUAUUUGCUUUUACCAACUGUUAUAUUUAUAUUUCUAUAAUUAUUUUUAAAUAAAUUUAUUGCAACAUUUAAA